Molecule: messenger RNA, 555 nt
Organism: Cantharellus anzutake
Lineage: Eukaryota; Fungi; Basidiomycota; Agaricomycetes; Cantharellales; Hydnaceae
Exons: 3
Coding region: 1-555 (184 amino acids)
Source: RefSeq, a predicted model, not a curated record
AUGGUUUUUUGGGGCACUGUAUGUGGCCAAGAAGAUGUCAGGGAGAAACCAUGGUUCAAACACCACUUCUGUGAAGCAACACGUGCCUGGCAUAACCUUCAAUGUGCCCGUGAAGAGAUCGAGAUUGCUACUCAGUUUACGUAUCCUGACCUAUCCAAGUACAUCGUACUCGUUUCUGAAUACCGACUCAAUGUGAAUGGCCACCUUCGUUCCAAGCUGAAACUCCUGGAGAAGCAAGGUGGCACUGGCAUGCCUCUUCCCACCACUCAUAAUGUGGGAGAUCCUGGUGCCACAGCAGACACAGCCCAGACUCAUGCCUCAACCCCUAGCACAGUACCUAACUCCACCCUGCCAGACAGUAUUCCAACAAAUGCCCAAGACCUUAUAACACUGGGAGAUGACUUUCAAGACACAGUAUCAGGUGCAUCACAGGACCUUCAUGCUGUUGACUGGGAGGAUGAGAAUCAAGAUGUUGAUGGCAAUAACGAUGAUUAUCAUCAUGUCAUUGGAAGAAUCGUGAACACGCUAGAAGCUAUGGACUUAGAGUCUGUUUAA